GCUCAGCGACAGCUCAGCUCCGAAAGCGUCACUGGCCCAUGUGGGAAUCGAUCUGGGAGCCCCGUUGCUCAGAACCUCCCCCACCCCUUAGGCCAACUCAACCCUCUGAGCCACUCAGCCGCCCCUGGAGCUUGUAUUUUUAUUGUCUCACGGCAUGGUAUUUUAAGUAUUGAUCCGCAACUUGCUUAUAUCAUGUAUAAUAUACUUGUGUUACUAUAAAAAUCAGGACACUGAACAUUUAAACUGCUUGCUUCUUGGGGAAAAAGACCGAGAUUGCGUGUAAUGGUCAGCCGGGACCUUAGGCCUUCUCGAGGGCAGCCGAGAGAGGCGCGCGUGAGCACCGGCCGAGGUACAACGGGGCGUGGAGCGGCCACAGCUCCGCUGCCCCGACGGCCGCAGCCCGAGGCCCAGCCCACUAGGGCGUCCGCUCCGGGUGUGAAGUCCGCGCAAGAUCAGCCCACUCUUCAAACCCGGAAGGGGGAAGGGUCGGAGCCUGCGGCAGGGCCCGCCCCCUAUAGCGGCGCGCCGCAGUCCGGGCGGGACUUCCGCUUCUCAAGUGCUACUUCCCGACUUAGUGGUGAUCACGGCGGGAGCCAAGUGCAGCGGCAGUGGGCUGGCAGCUCACCUCAGCAAACCGUUGAAAAGAAAAGCCACAACCGUCACAAGAUCCUCUCGCCUCCAAGCUGGAGUGUAAGGGAUGGCAGAGGAAGACACUCCCACGGGGCUCAGAGUUACUCUGAUUUGGAAGAUGACGCUCAGCCCACGGCGGCUAGAAUCGAGUCUCCCAGGAGCCAAGACCAAAGGAUCGGAGCUAAUCAAAGAAAAUAACGGUGUUGGGU
Messenger RNA from Hipposideros armiger (great roundleaf bat), 839 nucleotides. RefSeq names its product kinesin-like protein KIN-7E, chloroplastic. The transcript has 2 exons. NCBI's taxonomy places the organism in Eukaryota, Metazoa, Chordata, Mammalia, Chiroptera, Hipposideridae. The record is from RefSeq and is a predicted model, not a curated record. Bases 283 to 828 code for a protein of 181 amino acids.